This is a messenger RNA of Euleptes europaea (tarantolino), 465 nucleotides long. It is a transcript of the gene LSM1, whose product is annotated as LSM1 homolog, mRNA degradation associated. NCBI's taxonomy places the organism in Eukaryota, Metazoa, Chordata, Lepidosauria, Squamata, Sphaerodactylidae. The record is from RefSeq and is a predicted model, not a curated record. Bases 40 to 441 code for a protein of 133 amino acids. Gene Ontology annotation, cellular component: Lsm1-7-Pat1 complex; P-body. Gene Ontology annotation, biological process: deadenylation-dependent decapping of nuclear-transcribed mRNA. Gene Ontology annotation, molecular function: RNA cap binding. The transcript is spliced from 4 exons.
GAUGCUGGCGGCGGGGCUUCCGCUGCGUCCGGGGGGAAGAUGAACUACAUGCCGGGCACCGCGAGCCUCAUCCAGGACAUCGACAAGAAACACUUGGUCCUCCUCAGAGACGGCAGAACGCUGAUAGGAUAUUUACGAAGCAUUGAUCAGUUCGCCAAUUUGGUGUUGCACCAGACGGUGGAGCGCAUUCACGUGGGUAAAAAAUACGGCGACAUCCCCCGUGGCAUCUUUGUGGUGAGGGGCGAGAACGUGGUUCUUCUGGGAGAAAUUGACCUGGAGAAGGAAAGCGACACCCCAUUGCAGCAAGUGUCGAUCGAGGAGAUCCUGGAGGUCCAGCGGGUAGAGCAGCAGGCGAAGCAGGAGUCGGAGAAGCUGAAAGUGCAGGCCCUGAAGGAGCGGGGCCUCUCCAUCCCCCGGGCCGAUACCCUUGAUGAAUACUAGAAAGUCUGCAUGGACAGGCGGCAG